AUGUCCUCUGGGGCCCGCCUGGCCCCUCCAACAAUCCUCCACCGAACAGCAAGCGGAACAGACACCUCUCCACCUCGCGACCGUCUCCUCUACGCUCCUCCCUCAGACGAGUUCAUUCCCCGCGGUCGACUACCCUCACGAGGCUCCUCCUCCUUCCAACGACCAAACUUCAAUUUCUGCUCCCCACGGCGGCCACCACCACAAGGAACAGACCCGGGAGACGCUGUUCGGAAACCAUGGCGGAAGCUGCUGUGGAUCAAGCAAGAUUAUCCCGACAACUUCACACAUCAUACGUUUCUGCAUUCAUUACAACGGAAUGUGUCGGUGCGUCCAUACGACUUCUGGCCUCUAGUCAAUGAGUCAACAGUUAUUACACAGCAUCUAUCCUCAAUCAUCAUUUUCGCUGCAGCAUUCGUCGCGAUUUACACAGACCUCGUCCGUGCCGGCUCAAUAGCCACGCUCGGCACAGUUGGCACAAUAUUGGGAUAUGGAUACCUGGACUGGAAACUAAAACCACAACAAGACAACCCAUACCGUCGCAAGCGAACACGGACGCAAACGGCGAAAUCCUCCCUUCUCAUCUUCUUCACCCUCCUCGGACUGUCACCAAUCCUGACUUCGUUAACGAAGUCAACAACUUCCGACUCCAUUUGGGCCUUGAGUACCUGGCUCUUUCUUGCCAACCUACUCUUCCAUGACUACGCCUCCUCACCACCAUCAACGGGCAAGAUGGACGCAGCGCUAGACCUGAGAUUUCCAGGAAGUCUGGGAACGAAUGCAGGAGUCAUGGGCAGCGUCGUCUUAGCAUCUCGACUAAGAACGACAGAUGCAGUGUUCAGUCUGAUGCUUUGGGCAGUUGAGUGGUUCGCCCUCUUUCCCAUCUUCCGCCGCUACGUCCGUUUCCUCUCCCCAACUCUCCACCACGCCCUCACAAUCUCCCUCCUCGCCCUCGCCCUCUUCUCCCUCUACUACGUCGUCUCCAUCUACCUCUCCCUCCUCUUCCUCCUCCUUGUCGGAUUCAUCACGUUCGUGUGUCCGCUAUGGUUGAUAAAUCUCCAGAAAUACAAGAACGAGAUCCGGGGACCGUGGGAUGUUGCGAGGCCGAAAUUGAAGGAGGGGAGGAGUCCACCGCCGGAGGCUGCUGCUGCUACUCGUGCUGGUUGA
Messenger RNA from Saitoella complicata NRRL Y-17804, 1164 nucleotides. RefSeq names its product phosphatidylinositol N-acetylglucosaminyltransferase. The transcript is spliced from 2 exons. The coding region runs from base 1 to 1164 and encodes 387 amino acids. Lineage: Eukaryota; Fungi; Ascomycota; Saitoellomycetes; Saitoellales; Saitoellaceae. The record is from RefSeq and is a predicted model, not a curated record. Gene Ontology annotation, cellular component: membrane; glycosylphosphatidylinositol-N-acetylglucosaminyltransferase (GPI-GnT) complex. Gene Ontology annotation, biological process: GPI anchor biosynthetic process.